UGUGUGCCAAGUUUCUCAACCGAUUACAUGCUGUCGUUUGUUGAUUCUGCUGUUGGCUGCGACGACGAUGGGGAAGCCUGUGUCGUUUGGGGAGGUGGCUGCGCUGAUAGCGCUGGUGGCAUCCAUUGCGUGUCUGCUGUACGCGCACGCCAGCGUGUCUGUGGGCCUGGCGGCAAUCGACGCCACGGCCGAACGGCUGGGCCUGCACGAGCUCCAGCAGGGCGCAGACGGGGUUGCAGGCCGCGGUGGCGACAGUGAUGGGCGGCGCAACUACGCUGGCGGCACGCAAGGGCAUGGUGGCGCAGAGAGCAGAGGGAUAAGAAUAGACGACGCAGAGGACGUGCAGUAUGGGGUGGUGCCGACGAAGAAGCUGGCGAAGCUCAAGUCCACCAUGGCAAAGCGGCGAGGCAGCUCCGAAGCUGCCGCGCUGGCGCGCAAGGCCAUUGCUGGCCGGUUCUGGGAGGAGGACAACAUCUGCCUUCACUCGCACAAGCUGCUGCCCGGGUGCCCGUUCAAUGGGCAGGUGCCGCUGCUGGUGACUGGCGUGGGCCGGAGUGGAACGCACCACAUCGCCAGUGCACUUCGCAUGAAAGGGCUGGACAUCUGCCACGAAGCCGUGUGCUCGCAAGGCAGCGUGUCGUGGACAUACGCCGUGGUGGACCCCGACCACUUCUACCCCUGGGAGGCAAGCAAGCGGCGCAUCAACAACCAGCGGUUCCAGCAGGUCUUCCACGUGGUGCGGCAUCCCCUGCGGUGUGUUGCCAGCCUCACGACGUUCACAGGCCUAUCGUGGCGGUUCAUUGGCAAGCACACGCCACAGGUGCCUGAUUUGGCGACCAUGCAGCCUGUGCUUCGGCGCGCCCUCAUCCACUGGGUGACGUGGAACCGGAUGGUGGAGGUGUAUGCCGACCGCCGCUUUCGCAUGGAGGACACAAUGCCUGCAGAUGUGUGCCGCGCUGCAGGCUUUGAGGAGAACGUGUGCAGCAAGCGAAUCAACCGCGCCGCGCGGGCGAAGCGGCACCACACCACGGUGACCUGGGAAGACCUGUAUCGGGUUGACGCGGAGUUUACGCGGGCAGCCAUGCGACUCGCACACAAGUACGGCUAUGAGGACGCACGCCACGUGGUGGCUGGUGAUGACGACGACGCCGGUGAUGACGAGCAAUGAUACCCGUGGUUGACGGCGUGUGUGUGUGUGUGUGUGCAUGUGUGUGUGGUUGGUCGGUGGUGGUGGUGGUGGGUGGGGGGGGCGGGUUGCAUGUGUGUGUGUGUGUGUGUGUGUGU
This is a messenger RNA of Salpingoeca rosetta, 1284 nucleotides long. RefSeq lists its product as uncharacterized. NCBI's taxonomy places the organism in Eukaryota, Choanoflagellata, Craspedida, Salpingoecidae. The coding region runs from base 68 to 1168 and encodes 366 amino acids. The record is from RefSeq and is a predicted model, not a curated record. The transcript has a single exon.